AACCAGGUACGUGUCAUCGAAUAGUACGAAGGGAAACACGUUUCGUAGUCGUUCGAAGUGGUGGAUUGGUGUGCUCGUUCUUCAAAUUCUUUACAAAUAAGGCUGCGAUAAUAUAUAAGUGGAAGUAGGUGAAUAUUAUAAAUAAUAUAAAUAAUGAAGCAUUGACAAUAAAGGGAUGUAUUAUAGAUAAGAAAAAUUCUAAUUGAAAAGUGUCUACGACGUUGAAUAAUAUUAUCCUAAAAUAAAGAAGAUCGCAUUAUUCGAUUUAAACAAAUUGUAAAUGAGAAUGAAUAAGAUAGCGUGUAGAUAACGUUCCUUCUUGAUCGAAUAAAAGAUAUCAAAUAUAAACGAAUAUAGGCAGGAAUAAAAAAAAAAAAAGAAAAAAAGAAGACAAAAGAAAGAUAAACGAAGACAAUGAACAACUCGAAUAUUCAGGAUAAAAGAAUUCAUAAACGGAAGUCAACAUUUUGGGCAUACGUUCUUUGGCUCUUUGGUGGUCUAAUCGGUGCUCAUCAUAUCUAUCUUGGCAGAGACGCUCAUGCCUUCCUAUAUAUCAGUACCUUUGGUGGUUAUCUAGGACUAGGAUGGUUCUGGGACAUUUUUAAAAUUCCAUCCUACGUGGCCGAUGCCAAUGAUGAUCCAAAUUUUGUCGAACAGUUCAAAUAUAAAGUUAGAGCCAACCGCAAGCCACCGUUUUCUACUAUACGAUUUGCCGCUGGAAAUGCAGUUGCUUAUUUCUGGGCUGAAAUUUAUUGUAGUGCUAUACCGCAGGACGAGAUAAACGGGAUUAAUUUCCGGCAUUUGAUAAUUCUGACACCAGCAGUCAUUGCUCUAGGAGUUUGGACAGUUGGAAACAUUGGUAAAGAAGAAGGUACCAUAUGGGCAGCACUUGUUGCAGCUUAUCUCGUUUAUCCAAUUCUAUAUUACAUCGGCGAUGACACCAUUUGGGUAUUUCUCAUGGUGCUUGCAUCGAAUUUAGCAUUCGACACAUUCAGCAAACGAUGGCGUUUAAAACCAAAAAAGAAGCAAAGAUGGAUCAAAAGAAUGCUAGCUCUAUUCUUAGCUAUUAGUUUGUACUUUUCAUUGAUAGGUAGUUAUCUAUACUUCAAUGCUGUUAUCACGGACAGUGAAAAUGAAGAAAUUAAAUUGUCAGAUGCGAUUGGACAUUUCUUUACUUCACCUAUUUGGCUUGAUCUUAAGGCGAGUUUGGAAGCAACCUGGAAUCAAGCGGUUCAUCAAGGAUUUUGGGCAACCUGGGCUCAAAUCGUGGAUCUAUCUGAUCCACGAGGUGAAAUAAACGCUUAUAAGAUUCUUGGCCUAUCUCAAACGGCCUCGCAAAGCGAAAUUACGGCUAAAUGGAGAACUCUUUCAAGAGAUAAUCAUCCAGACAAAAUUAAGGGUACGAAAGAGGAGAGGCGAAAGGCUCAAGAAAAGUUUAUGGAAAUACAGCAGGCUUAUGAAAUACUAUCUAAAGCUAAAAAUCGAAGGCAACGUCGAAAUCGAAGAUCGGAAUGAAAAAUUCUCGAGAUCGAACUAUUUUCAAUGUCAAAUGAGACGUUUAUUUAAACAAUCGUGUGAUCAUCAUAGUAGUCCAUACAAAAGUUUCAUACCGCACGUACUUAAAAGAAGUUUAACAUCAUUCAUUAAGAGUAAACACUUGUUCGGGCAAUUCGCCAAACGGCUUUCUUCGGCGUCGUUGCUCUCAGGAUAAAUAUUUAAAUGUUCAAGGGCAAUGUGACUCUUCGUUUUCGCACUUUUGGUGAUCGACGUAAAACGUAAUUCCACCAUUAAGUUUAUCAUUCCACAAAAAAUUUUCAACGAGUGCCUUAGAUCGCAUCGAAGCAAUCGAUUAAGAACGUUGAUAAUCUAAAAAUAUAAAGCUCCGACCGGCUCGAAAAAUGUUUAUAAGCUUUGACUACGGCGUCAUGGCGUUUACGUCGAAACACACACAAUUUUAAACGGCGAUCGUAAAACGUGGAAACACUUUGAGAAUCCUCGUAGAAUUUAAAGGAACUCCCUUUGAUCUUUGAUCUUUAAUUUUCCACCAUAAACUCACUGCUCCUGGACGAUAAAAACGAUCAGCUAUUUAUAAAAAAGCUAUCAUACCUAUGAGUUAUUCGAUUCGAAAAGGUCGUCGCGUUUAAGAAAGAUUAUACAACGUAAACACAAUGUGAUUUUCUUUUUCCUUUCAAUGGAAUUUUGCGGAACGAUCAACUACUUGCUUUUCUUUUUCGUUCUCGGUGGCUUCACAAUGGUACUUUCGAUUCUUUCCACGAAACUCGCGCCACACUUUUCGCCGGUUUUCUCGAUGAAAUCUUGCGGCGAAACUAGGGUGAUCCUAAAAACAAAGAAAAAAAGAAAUUAACAAAAUGAUGACCACGAUAAGACGUUAGCGUCUGAUCAUAUUUUUUUUUCCUAUUUUUAUACGACGAAAAAUAAAAAAAAAACGCCCUUGUUUCAAUUCAAGUUGUCAGUUCGUACCUUAACUGCGGUACACUAAGAGGUCGGAGAAGACUCUUGACAACUGGUGGCACUUGACCGUUCUUUGGCAACGCAGGACUACUUGCGCAGAGAGCUGCACUCGUCAAUUGCGAAACCAAGGAAAAGGAACUUCGGUCGGGACCCGAACUCGUUCGAAAUACUUUUCUAAUCCUCGAUUUCAAACCUGUUGAGGAGGUUGGUAACGGUGUUGUUGGAAUAGGCGUUACCUGUGAUACAAAUUAAAGUUUUUCAUUAAUAAGGAUGAGUUCUUAAAGAUUAAAAAAGAGAAUUUAGGUAUUUUGCAUUAUUAAUAAAAUGACCAUAAAAAUACCUAUAUUAUUAUUAUUAAUUUAAUUUUU
Molecule: messenger RNA, 2840 nt
Organism: Vespa velutina
Lineage: Eukaryota; Metazoa; Arthropoda; Insecta; Hymenoptera; Vespidae
Gene: wus
Product: dnaJ homolog subfamily C member 22
Exons: 5
Coding region: 415-1515 (366 amino acids)
Biological process (GO): endocytosis
Cellular component (GO): early endosome; plasma membrane
Source: RefSeq, a predicted model, not a curated record